Fusarium falciforme is the source of this 2289-nucleotide messenger RNA. RefSeq lists its product as uncharacterized. The transcript is spliced from 2 exons. Gene Ontology annotation, molecular function: DNA-binding transcription factor activity; sequence-specific DNA binding. Bases 1 to 2289 code for a protein of 762 amino acids. The record is from RefSeq and is a predicted model, not a curated record. Lineage: Eukaryota; Fungi; Ascomycota; Sordariomycetes; Hypocreales; Nectriaceae. Gene Ontology annotation, biological process: regulation of DNA-templated transcription.
AUGUCGGCACCCAACCCCAGAAAACGAGCGGCUCCUGGUGCAUCGCCCAUGAUGCCUCUCCCGCAGCAGAUGCAGCAACAAUACAACGCGGGGAAUGCAGCCAACGACCAGAUACUACGAUGGAAUGGCUUGGGCGAUACUUCGGGAUUCGUGAACGGGGUGGAUGGGCUGAUGGAUGGAAAUGGCCAAGUGGGCAACUUUGGACUGGUUCCGGCGCAGCCGCAGUUUCCUCAGCCUGUGCCGACACCUUCAAACUCACUUGCUCGACGGCAGAUGAAUCGGGCGCUGAUCCCAACCAAUUCCCGAGCAAAUUUUGAUGGUUCUGUCGAUACGUGGGGAAACUUUGUUGGAGACGAGAAUGCCCUAUUGCAACAGAAUUCUGGCGAGAACAUGACUGAGCAGGACAACAUUGAAUUGCUGGAGGAGAUGGCACAAAAAGCCAAGAGGGAGGCACAAGCAAAACGCAAACAAAUCCCGCCGUUUGUGCAGAAGCUGAGCAGCUUUCUUGAAGAGCGGAAGAACGAGGACUUGAUUCGGUGGUCGGAAAAGGGAGAUUCCUUCAUCGUGCUUGACGAAGACGAGUUUGCCAAGACAUUGAUCCCCGAACUGUUCAAGCACAACAACUAUGCAUCGUUCGUCCGCCAACUCAACAUGUACGGCUUCCACAAGCGUGUCGGGCUCUCGGACAACUCGAUGCGGGCUAGUGAACGCAAGAACAAGAGUCCUAGCGAGUACUCUAACCCCUACUUCCGGCGAGGCCAUCCCAACCUUCUGUGGCUCAUCAACAAGCCCAAGAGUGGAAGCAAAGCAAAGAAGGGAGCUAAGAACGCUGAGGGCGAAAAUGACAGUGAGGAGGAGGUUGGGAACGAGGAGACGCUCGGUCAAGGGCUGGGCUCUUCCAACCCACAGGCGGCACGAUCCUUGCCAGCUGGGGCCGAAUCGCAGCCCUUGCCGAAGAAGGAGAUGUCAUUGAUACGAGACGAGCUGGCCAAGGUACGCGAGCAACAGAAGUUGAUUCUCGGUGCCAUCAACCGGCUGCAACGCAACAAUAACGACCUGUACAACCAGGCCGUCAUGUUCCAGACCCAGCACGACCGUCACCAGAACUCGAUCAACGCCAUCCUCAACUUUCUGGCCAAUGUCUUCAGGAAAACAUUGGAGGACCAGGGCAACUCGCAGAACGUGAGCGACAUCAUAUCCAGCAUGAUCACAAACCAGGGCCAGCAGCCUGCACAGCAUGGAAGCGUGGUUGAUCUGGGAGAUUUCAUUCAACAAAUGGAUCCGACAGCGUACAGCACGCCUCAUAAGAAGGCCCGUGGACUGCUUCCUCCAAUCCCGAACCAGAACGGCCGAUCGCAGUCAGCAAGAUCAUCAUCAACUCCGACCUCGAACUAUCAGCCCGUUGGUAUUAGCCAUCACAAUCCAGAGAUGGGCCACGUCACUGAACUAGUUGAGGGCUCACCAACGGACACAACCUCGCCCAGCCUUCGACAAGAGCUCGAGACAAACCCCCAUGAGCAGAUGAUGAAGAUCAUCAAUGAUCACAACGCAACAAACACGCACGGCCUGGAUCUUCCGGAGGCGGCUAAGCUUGUCGCAAAUGCACCCAACACUCUAAGCAACGACCAGCGAAGCAAGCUAGUCAACUUCAUGGCUGGUCAAUCUUCGUCUGCGCCCUCUGCCAAAUCCACCCCUGCCGCAACUCCUAUGUCUGCGGCCUCGACUGUUCCUCACAUCCCUUCUUCCAACCCCCCGCCGAUGACGAUGCCAGCUAUGCCCCCAUCAGCCUCGGUCUCGCCUCCCGCCGCCGAAGCUCAUCCUCCUCCGUCACUGUCCCCUAUCAUGCAACCGCCCAUGGCGCCGCCUUCUCUGAACGAAAUCAAUACGAACCAGGUUGACUUGGAGCAACUGCAACGCCUGCAAAGUGAACAAGACGCCAAGAUCAGCGAGCUGGGCAACCUGCUUGGCCCGCUAAGCCCAUCCGGACACAUCCCUGGCCUCGGUGAAGGCGAGUCAUACUUUGACCCCCCACCGGUAGACCUUGAUCAGUACUUUGACAGCAACGCUUUUCUCAACGACGGUCAUUUCGGUGGUGACGGCAAUGAUUUCAACUUUACACUCGACACGGAUCCGACUCACCAGAACUCAUCGCUACACCCUGGACAUGCAAUUCCGCACGGUGGAAAUACCAACACUCCUAGCCCAGCAGGGACUGAAGAGAUCCUUCGGGAUGACUUGGGGUUAGACGGUACUCCUGAGCGGGUGUCCAAGCGGCAAAGAGUUGGCUAG